Molecule: messenger RNA, 996 nt
Organism: Zeugodacus cucurbitae (melon fly)
Lineage: Eukaryota; Metazoa; Arthropoda; Insecta; Diptera; Tephritidae
Product: chymotrypsin-2
Exons: 2
Coding region: 141-908 (255 amino acids)
Biological process (GO): proteolysis
Molecular function (GO): serine-type endopeptidase activity
Source: RefSeq, a predicted model, not a curated record
CGCUACGGCCAAGUUGAUAUCAGUGGAUAUCAUAAACAGCUAAUAAUGGCAUAAUAAAAGUUUUUAUAUUAUAAAAUGCCAAUAGAUUGGCGUUAGAAAUUUCAGUUGACUCUGAAACCUCGGUCGAUUUCGUCGCAAUAAUGUCGACACGUUACAUUUUAUCCCUAUUCACUUGCCUUUUGGCACUAACUGCUAUUAGCAGCAGCAAUGCAGCACCCAAUGGGCGUGUUGUUGGCGGUGCUGAUGCUGCUGUUGGACAAUUCCCCCACCAAGUCUCACUACAACGUAGUGACGGUUCACACACCUGUGGCGCCUCAAUUAUAAGUGAAACAUUCAUUGUUACGGCGGCGCAUUGUGUUGUCGUGGGGGAGGGCAUUGAACCUUAUCCACCUCGAUUUUACCAAGUACGUGUGGGCAGUAUUCAACGCACAAUCGGUGGACAACUAUUGAAAUUGAAACGCAUUAUAGUUAAUAAAGCUUACGGCGAUUUCCAUAACGACAUAGCUCUCUUAGAAUUGGAGAAACCAUUGGUCUUCACCAAAAACAUACAACCCAUCGAAUUGGCCGAAGAGGAAGUACCCUCGGGUGAAAAUGUUAUAAUCUCUGGUUGGGGACGUCUAUCCACCAACGGCCCGAUACCACAUCGCUUACAAUGGAACACAUUAAAAGCGCUAAACGCGCAAGAAUGUAACGAAGCAAUUGAAAUGGGUUAUGAUUCUGUGAUUUGUUUGGCUCAUAAUCCCGAUCAUGGUACUUGCUUUGGUGAUUCUGGCGGUCCUGCCACUUAUAAGGGUAAAUUAGUGGGUCUUGCCAGUUUUGUAUACGGCGGCUGUGGUACUACUAAUCCAGAUGGUUAUGCUAAGGUGGCAUACCUACGUGAAUGGAUUCGGGCUAAUACGGGUGUGUAAAAUGAGUGAUUCUGUGAGAGAAAUAUGGAAAAAUAGUUAUAUCUCAAAGAGAAAAAAAAUUAAGUAAUAAAGUAAUAGACAAAUUUCA